UCGAGACUCGCGGGCUAUAUAGACGUCGGACGUACGCGUUUCUGUACCACCGCGCCACACCGCACCACCAACCAAUUGGUUCGUAUAAUACAGGCACACCGCACACGCUGCUGCUGCAGCCUGCAGAGGCAGACCACGGCUGCACGGUCACAGUAAUAAUAAUAUAGAACAUAAUUAUUAUUAUUAUUAUUAUUAUUGAUUAUUAUUAUCAUUAUGUUCUACAAUAUUAUGCUCGUGAUAACUGAUAACCUGUUAGCGGUGAAAGCGAAAUACGGCCGUCAAGACGCAAAAUAUAGUUAUAAUAAAACACACCGAUAUGAGGCCGCGUAUCGAGGAAUGCUCGAUUUCCCGUCCAAGUAGUGCCGGUAGUGGUGGCGUGGAGGUAAGACAGCCGUCUCUCGCGCACGUUUUGCCGUCAACUGUCCGUCGCCAUCGAUCUUCGUCAACGCCGCGCCGGGACGAACGAUCGUUGCCGCUGAUCAGGUUUAAAAGCAAUACGUUUUCGUUUUGCGACAAACACGUGUAGCCGAGGCCGCCGUUCGCCCUUCUUUACGGACUUUCAGCUAUAGUUCUUAUUGCUCAUAUCGUGCCGACGACGAUGGCCGUCGACUACCUGUUCGAUCCGCGAACGCUGGCCGCCGCCACCGCCGCCGACGACACGACUCGAGCCGACCAACUGUCGGUCGACGACGGUAGCUGCAAAUACCGAUUGAGGCCCCUGUGCUUGACGGAUUUCGGACGUGGAUACGUGGACCUGUUGUCUCAACUGACCGUGACGGGAAGCGUCACUCAGCAGAUGUAUUCGAACACUUUUGAAGUGAUGAAGAACAACAGCGGUACAUAUUACAUAAUCGUUGUCGAGGAUACUGAGAAAAACUGCAUAGUGGCAUCCGGUUCCCUGACUAUUGAAAAAAAAUUCAUACACCUCUGUGGACAACGCGGUAGAAUUGAAGACAUUGUUGUCAACUCUAACUGCAGAGGACAACGGUUUGGAAAAAUUGUUGUUCAACGUCUGAUUGCUCUGUCACGCGUCCUAAAUUGUUACAAGAUUUCAUUGGAGUGUAAAGAUAGUAAUGUUAAUUGGUAUAGCUCAAUGGGUUUUGUGAAAGAACCUGGAAACUCAAAUUACAUGCAGAUUAAGUUUGAGAAACCAUCGCAUUGAACUUUGUUAUUUAUCAAAAACAGUAAUGUUUACUAUUAAUAUAUGAUGUUAAUUUUUGAAAAAUACAAUUUAUAUAAUGUUUAAUAAUAUUUGAAAAGCAAGAAUUUACAGUUGAUUUAUUUGAAAGAUCUUGCAUAUUUUGAUUUAUUGCAUUUUAUUAUACCUAACUCCAAUACACAAUGUAAAUUACUAUAAUAAGCACUGCAUUGUAUGUGUAGUGUAAGUUUUUUUAAAUUUCAAUGUUUAAUUUGAUUUUUAA
Messenger RNA from Metopolophium dirhodum (rose-grain aphid), 1421 nucleotides. RefSeq names its product glucosamine 6-phosphate N-acetyltransferase (gene Gnpnat). The coding region runs from base 599 to 1162 and encodes 187 amino acids. Gene Ontology annotation, cellular component: endoplasmic reticulum; endoplasmic reticulum-Golgi intermediate compartment; Golgi apparatus. Lineage: Eukaryota; Metazoa; Arthropoda; Insecta; Hemiptera; Aphididae. The transcript is spliced from 5 exons. Gene Ontology annotation, molecular function: monosaccharide binding; glucosamine 6-phosphate N-acetyltransferase activity. The record is from RefSeq and is a predicted model, not a curated record. Gene Ontology annotation, biological process: UDP-N-acetylglucosamine biosynthetic process.